CAGCAGCAGCGUUGCAGUGUGGGGGAUCAUACGCGGAGAGAGAGGGAGCGACUGGAGGGGAGAGACUCGACCUGGGUGACCGCUCUGGACGAAUAGCACCCCCGCUUCCCCCCCGACACAUUCACCGGCAGACCAGCAUCACCAGCCUCGGUCCGGGUGACCCUCAGUGAGUGACAAAUGUGUGAGAAAGCAGAGAACCACUUUCCUCUCCCAGUGGAGAUCUGAGUUCUGGGACACUGAGGCAGCCGGUGGGGGUCUCUGAGGAAGAUGCUGGGUUCAGAGCGCGGUGUUGUAGAAGAAUGGCUCUCAGAAUUCAAGUCCUUACCAGAAACCCACAUCCCCAGCUACGCCGGCAGCCUUCAUCUGAAGAAGUCCCUGGUGUCAGCUCUCUACAGAGUCAUCCAGGACCCCAACAAUGAGCUGCUGGAGCCGGUGUGCCACCAGCUGUUUGAGCUGUACCGGAGCUCUGAAGACCGCCUGCGACGCUUCACCCUGCAGUUCCUGCCUGAGCUGGUGUGGGUAUAUCUGCGGCUCACGGCCAGCAGGGAUCGUCAGAGCAAUGGCUGCAUUGAGGCGCUCCUCUUGGGCAUCUACAACCUGGAGAUCGUCGACAAAGAUGGCAACAGCAAGCUCCUGUCCUUCACAAUCCCAUCUCUGUCCAAACCAUCAAUAUAUCAUGAGCCUUCUAGUCUGGGGUCCAUAGCACUGACAGAGGGGGCUCUGUGUCAACAUGACCUGAUCAGAGUGGUGUACAGCGGCCUCCACCCACAGAGAGAGACCUUCACGGCUCAGAACAGGUUUGAAGUGCUGUGUUUCCUGAUGCUCUGCUACAACUCUGCUGUGGUGUACAUGCCCCUCUCUUCGUAUAAGUCGGUCUGCAGAAUGAGCUCCAGGUUGUGUGUAUGUGGCUUCCCUCGGCAGCAACAGAAGCUUUGGCGGGAUCCAUGCAACCGUGUGCUGCUGGACCCUGAGUUCAUGGUGCAGAUGCUGACUGCCGUGUAUCAUGCCAUAUACAAUGGAGAAUGGGAGAUGGGGCGGGAAGCUCUGGAGGACAUUCUGUACAGAGCUCAGCUGGAGCUUUACUCCCAACCUCUCCUGCUGGGGAACGCCAUGAAGAACUCGCUGCCAGAAAGUGCUCCCAACGAGUCACAGGGGCGCAAAGUGCUCCAAGUGGAGGUGACGCCCACCAUUAGCCGCAUCUCCAUCUCAGCCAUCACAACUGCCUCCAUACGGCGCCACCGCUGGAAAAGAGAGGAUUGUUUUGACUACUCAGCCGAUGCAGAGUUGAGCUUCAUCGUCAAUCCUCCUAGCCCAGUCCACCACCACCACACUCCCUGGGACGCAGCAGCCAAAGAGGAAAGACGAGGGCGAGCUCACAGCCACCGCAGCAGCAGCAGCAUCAUUCCCCCGAUCACACUUGAGGGUAGGGGACAGGGGCGGAUGCUCAGAGAAGAGAGGGUCUCAGGAGGAGAUGCUGAUGGCAUGAGCGGUGGGGAGGAUUCCUUCAACGUCAACGACCCAGACGAGGGUUUCUCCUCCGGGGCUUCCAACAGCAGCCAGCCCAGCGGCAUCAAGGCGAGCGGCAGCGUGGGGCCGCGGGGCGGCAGCCUGAACAGCAGCAGCAGCAGCAUCAAGAAAGCCAUCACAGCCCGGCUGUCACGGGACAAGGAGAGGGAGAGGGAAAGGGAGAGGGAAAGGGAGAGGGAUCGAGAGAGAGCAGCGGAAAAACAGGCCGAAUUGUCUACUGAUCACCAGGCAGCUGUGAGGAGGCAUCACCAGAGGCAGCAGUCGCCUCCAGCCAGUAUCACCUUGGAUGCCAUCCAGCUGAGCCCCAUUAAGAAGAACCUGAGCUUCCCUGUCGGGCCCACGCUGGUGCGGACUGGAAGCACCUCCUCCAGUAAGUCUUUUGACUGCAUGAAUUUCAACCUGAACGGAGGCAAGGACGAGAGAGAGGAGGCACUGGGAGGCUCAGACAAGGAAGGGGAGCGUCCGGCAGGCAGCUCCCACCGCCACUCCACCAUUAGCCUGCAGGAGGAGCACCUGAUCAGGCCAGAGGAUGCCCAGGACCUCCUGUCUCCUGGAGCUCCCCUCACCAAGCAGUCCCGCUCCCCCAGCUUCAACAUGCAGAUCAUAUCACAGGUCUAACAUGCAGGGCAGGGCAUAAUACACACACACACACACACACACACACACACACACACACACACACACACACACACACACACACACACACACACACACACACACACACACACACACACACACACACACACACACACACACACACACACACACAACCUAACCAUAAAGGCUUGUUCACACCGAACAUGGCGUAAUUUCAUACAAAGUGAAUCGAGUUGAAAUAUUUUAACUCGGGCAUCAAAUUCGCGUAGUGCGAUGUUGCAUCAUCCAAUCAGCGCUGAGAAUGAAACUCCGCGGACUCGGCCCUGGGACCGACCCGAGCUAGAGAGUGAUCAGGCCCUUCACUAAUCAGCCCCAGGUGGCCUUGGAAACCACAGUCAUCCAGACCAAGCUCCUGUAGGAGCCGGUGACAGUCCCUGAGCUGUGUGCUGUUCCGGGUGGGCUUGUGGACCCACACACAACAGCGCUGGCUUCCCCAGUUUUUCGAUUAACUUGAAUAAACACAAAUGAUCCGCAUUCGGUGUGAACACACCAUUACAGCCUGACUACUACAACUCCUGUCUACCUGUGCGUUAACGUGUGUGUGUGUGUGUGUUUGGGAACAAACCCUUUCAUCAUCCAUUAAAUAAAAAUUGGCCUGCAGUUACUGAGAAUGCAACAAGAAAAGUAGUAAAAUCAUAACAGCCCACUUCUGUAACCACAGUGGAGCAUUAAAGAGUCACUGCUCUCUUUGUGGAGAGAAAAGUCGUAAGGAUGCCACGCUAGCUGAAGGGGAAGUAUGACAUUUCAGAUUUUUCUUGAGUUCAUGAAUCAGCAAUAACACUUAUCGUCGCUCAUGUGGAGAAGAGUUCUCUUCAUUCCUUCCCUGUCAUUCCCGGGCUCACGUGCAAUCGUUCUUGCUGAUUAUCUUCCUUCUUAAUUGCUGUUUGGUGGAAAUGGUUUUACGGAGAAAAAUAAAUCUUUAAAUAUUUAGUUAAUUACAAUCCAAAGAAGAUAGAUUUUGUUUUCGUUCACUUUGCUGAAGUCAGAUUUUGUCGGAUCCAAAUGAUUCUCAGCCCAUGACUUUAAUUUUAUUGUGAAAAUUAUUAUAAUAAUAAUGAUCUGAUUUGAUCUAUAAAACUUUUAAGAUUGUUGUUCAACCAAACUGGAAUGUGAUAAGGGUUUGUCUUGCCCCAGACUUUUAACCAGGCAAAUCACUACUGUGCAGCUACAGAAGGAAAGAAUUCCUCUUGUGAUUUGAUAUAAAACCCGAAACUUGAGUAGGAACUGGAUAAAAACAUUGAGAAGGUGCAGGUUUGUGUCUGAAGCUAAAGGCAAUGACUGUAUUUUAUAUUGGGAUUGUUUUUUCUGGUUUAAACCAUUGCAAUCUGAAAGCACUUGUUGGUGUCGAGGCUUGUGCGUGGCAUUGUCUCUGAUCCGUUGAAUUUGCCGCUGGAGGCUCGUACUCGUCACUGUGCAUCAGCAGUAACCAUGACGGUGGUCUUGUUGUGCUCUGAUUGGAUGCUCAUGAAACAUUUUGUUCUACCUCAUUGUGUGUUCACCUGCCACUCAGACACCUGUCUCCCAAUCAGAUGCAGGAUUAAAGACCCCAUUAGGUUUGAAACCGGAGCGCUCGACCAGUAUAGCGAGGGACCAAUAUGGUUUCACACUGCAGCUGUAACGACACUGAAGAAUCUGUUCUGACUGAAUUUCUGGUCCACACAUUUCAGUUCAAUCACAUUGUGCACAAACUCGCGCUGCAAAACGAGAACACAACCUCUGUCUUCAGGUUUUCAUAUUCUCUGUCAUAUAUCAAACAACCACACUGGGGGUUAACCUGAUAAUUUACCAAGAGAAAUGUCCUGCUUAUCUUUUUAUUUAUGUAAUGAUUUUCAAAGUGCAAUUUUGUUCUCCUCACGUGCAUGGAGUUGGAUCUUCUCUGCUGAUAAAUGCCUGCAUCUGUGCACAGUGCUAGCUAGCCUUCUGUAGUGCUCCCUGCCCAGACUGAGUGAUUUUAAAACAUGGCGUGCUUGUCUGCAUGUUUAUUUCCCUGCAAAGCACUGCUGUUUUUUUAGAUGCGUGAUUUACGGCCAACAAGUCAAACCCAAGUCUCGUCUUCUGCCAGAUGUGCCAACACACAUCCUCUUAAUCUUUUUUCGCUUGGGUGUCUUAAGUUAAAAAUGCCUUUUUUUCUGUUUACUUGUCUUAUUUUAAAUUUAAGGCACAAAAAAAGGGAUGUUUGGACGUGUGGCUCAACGUGCCCUUAGAUGCGGCUUCACCUUUUUUGCCAUGAACCAUCUUUUCACUCGUCACUCGUGUGUGCGACACACUGUACUUUCACAAUCAUUACUAAGCAUUGCUGUUCACGUUAAAAAGCAGUAUAGUAAGCGUCUGUGUACUGUAGCCGUCAGCUGUUGUAUUGCAUUUCCCCAAGUCUUGCUUACGUGCUCGUUGAAAACGAGGGUGAAUGAUUAAUGUAUAUAAAAGUCAGUUCAGUCUGCAGUGAAACUGUCACACACUCGCGCUCCUGCUGUGCUGAAAAGCCGUCACACGGCCACUGCUCCUUUGUGCGCUUCCACCUUAAACAUUUCAGGCCAAACAGCCUACGAUUGCUGGCUCUUUGGCCUCACGGCGCUCCUCCUCUUCCUCCUCCUGCUGGACUGGACUGCGGAAGAAGAAGAAGAGUGCAGUUCACGCUCUCACCUGGUCUGUCUGCCGUCAUCCUCUGUGCUGUGUGGCUCCCAGCGAGCCGUGUUACCAUUUGCUGUAUUUUGCUGUGAGUUGAGUGGCACCUUUUUGCUGUUUUUAAAACUGGUGACGUGUUCAUGUCAUUAAUAUAUGAGUGCCCCUGACCGAGAUUUACCAGCAGCCAUGUUGGUACUGUAUGUUGACUUAGAGUAAUCCCUCAGUGUCUGGUGUUAUUUGCAUGUGAUCAGGGCGGGAAAUGAACGCCGGCUAGCACACGUCUGAUUGGCUGUGGCUGAUUAUUUUAUCUUCCAUUUAUUUUUGGCAGAAUUAUCAGCUCAGAAAUCCUCACAUGGUCCACUAACAUUUAAAAAACAGAAAAUCUCUUCAAGGUUGUGGAAAUAUUUCGUUAACUUCGUACCGUGUCAGCUGUUGCUGCUGGUGGACAACGUUCAUUUCCUGUCCUGCAUGUGAUAACUGUGGGCUUGGUUUUCAUACAGUAUAAUGCACUUUAAUCCAUCCACCUCUCUCCUCAAGAUAGUUAUAAAUGAUAUAUAUAUAUAUAUAGAUGUGCAAAUGUGUAUACACUAAAUGCAGGGUUUAAGUCUCUUUAAAGUAGUACUUCUAUGUGAUGUCACAUCCAACACAAUGCUAUUUUUGUUAGUCUAAGGGUACAGCUAUCUAUUUUUAUUUUUUCAUUUCAAAACCAAAAAAAAAAGUUCCGUGGUCUGGAAGGUCUCAGGAGAUUAUCAAAAUGCCACAUUUAAAAAUGGCAGCACCAAAAUUUCUGUUCUUGAAGUCAGAAUUGAUUCUAUGCAACAUUUUUUCCCCUUUUUUUCCUUUUGUUUUCGGUUCUCGGUAUAUGGGCUCUCAUUAAUCCUUGUCGGGUGGGAUGGGGCUGAUGCUUUUAAGCUGAUAUUUAAGGUGCGAGUCCUCAACAGCAUCCUCAUUCAACAGUUCCGUUUGUACACCCUGUUGUGGUGCCACAGAGUAAGCACCUCUCAUGUGGGUAAAAUACGAGAGAAAGCCACAUGUGGACUUCUGAUUCAUGUUGAGCCCUCAUGUCAGUUUGCUCCUCUGUGGCUCAAAGACGUCGGCCAGUGUAUGAAAUGUAAACAGAUGAUCGGUGAUGAAUCUAAUAUUGAUGCUUCGAGGGAAGCUGCUGUAAGAUGUGAUAACACUGUACCACUGCUGUUGUAUAAAUGGAGAGAAAGACUUAUUUUAAAUCUUGUAAAUAUCGAAUGUACAAAGGUGAGAGCAAGGUAAAUUUAAAAAAACAACCGAGGAUCAGUCUGAUAUGUAGGGAGAAAUUAAUCUGUAUAUUGUUGAAUAAAUAUUGUGCCGUAAGGGA
This is a messenger RNA of Hippoglossus stenolepis (Pacific halibut), 6157 nucleotides long. RefSeq names its product protein FAM126B. Gene Ontology annotation, biological process: protein localization to plasma membrane; phosphatidylinositol phosphate biosynthetic process. The coding region runs from base 268 to 2145 and encodes 625 amino acids. The record is from RefSeq and is a predicted model, not a curated record. Lineage: Eukaryota; Metazoa; Chordata; Actinopteri; Pleuronectiformes; Pleuronectidae. The transcript is spliced from 13 exons. Gene Ontology annotation, cellular component: plasma membrane.